CUGUGAAUGUGUGUGUAUGUGUGUAUGAGUAUGUAUGUGUGUGUGUUUGAGUGUGUGUGUAUGUCUAGAGUCUGAACUGCGUGUGGAUCAGGAAGGAAAAGGGUCCCUGCAGGCUCACUGAGCCCCUGCUGUGCGCCCAGCGCCGAGCUGGCUCCAGUGGGGCUAUAUAGAAAGGAAGGCAGGGCUGGAGGGCCUCCCUGUCAAGUUGAGGACACAUUUCCAAGACUAGGAACCAUUUAGGGACUCUGAGGCUGAUGACAAGUCCCCUUCCCUGAGUCUGGAUCCCCAGGCCUGGCCCCCAAGGGACUUAGGGAAAGGGCUCAGGGAAGGGACUCAGGGAAGGGGAGUUCCCAAGGGCAGCCUCCUCGUAGGCACCGCCCAGGGUGAGAGGAGCCGGCUCAGCGGGCCCCUCCCCCAGGGUUGACCAUCUUAACCACAGGGAAAAGAGGGAGGAGUUACUGGCCCUUCCACUAGAAGGAAACCUGGACCCCACAGACCCAGGAGGAAAAGAACCAAAAGCAGCUGAACAAGGAAGCGGCGCGGCACCAAGAAAAGCAGAAGUCGGAGGCUUGGAGACCCUCCCUGAGGCGCCGCGGUCCAGGCGCUUUGCAAGUGCCACCUGUGCUGGGGAAGGGGCCAUGUGGCUGCCUUGGACUCUGCUGCUCCUCUGGGCCCCAGGCUGUUUUGCUCUGAGCGGCCCCCGCACCGUGGCGGGCCCCCUGGGGGGAUCCCUGAGCGUGCAGUGUGGGUAUGAGGAGGAACACAGGACUCUCAACAAAUACUGGUGCAGAGUACGGUGGACUAUUGGAUGUGCCAAGAUUGUGGAGACCAAAGGGUCAGCAGGAAAACUGAGGAACGGCCGAGUGUCCAUCAGGGACCAUCCUGCAAACCUCAGCUUCACAGUGACCCUGGAGAAUCUUACAGAGGACGACGCAGGCGCAUACUGGUGUGGGGUGGAUACACCAUUGCUCCACAACUUUCACGAUCGCUUCAUCCAGGUCGAGGUGUCCGUGUUCCCAGCAUCAACGUCAAUGACACCUACCAGUGUCACUGUAGCCAGGACCUCAACAAUCACAACUGCAUUUCCACCUGUGCCAUCUACUACCCUGUUGACAGUGAGUGCCACCCAUAGUACCAGCAUCCAGGAGGACAAUGAGGAGGUCAUGAACUUACAGCUCCCGCUGCUCCUUUCCCUGCUGGCGCUGUUGCUGCUUCUGUUGGUGGGGGCCUCCCUGCUAGUAUGGAGGAUGUUUCAGAAACGGGUCAAAGCUGGUGAGCAUUCAGAGCUGUCCCAGAGCCACAGGCAGGCUGCCGAGGAGAGUGAGCAGUACUACGCGAAUCUGGAGCUGCUGACAUGGCCUCUGCAGGAAAAGCCAACACCAUCACCCCAGGUGGAAGUGGAAUAUAGCACCGUGGCUGCCCCCAGGGAAGAACUUCACUAUGCCUCAGUGGUGUUUGACUCCCAGAGUCAGAAUUCUAAUGCCAACAGGAUAGCUGCUCAGAGGCCCAGGGAGGAGGAACCAGAUUCAAAUUACAGUGUGAUAAGGAAGACAUAGGCCUGCCUCGCUGUCUGCCCCAGGAAGCCCAGGGAUGGCUCCCUUGUCCCUGGCCCACGUCCUCCUCAGCCUGCCCUCAACGACAGUGACCAACAGACAGGCAGCUGGGUUCCCCAGGCCGUCCCACUGGUGCCAUCAGCUUGGCUGGCUUCCCUGAGGGCCGGCAGAGCUGGGGGUUCCAGGGAGCAGUAGGAAGCACUCCCAGCUGCCAGCGCCUGUUGCCUCUUUCCCCUUUGCCCCGGCUUCAUCCUGGCUCUGUGUCUGGAGGACGAAGCUCCUUCCCAUGUGGCUCCAGGAAAAGAUGUGGCUCACAUAGGCGGCAUCUGCCAAUAGCUUUGUCAAUUACAGCCCCAUAGGAACGUCUGGAAUUGCUUGGGAACUGGGGAGAACUGGCAAGAAGAGCCAAAGCAGCGAUCUCUUCACAUGGAGACUAUGGUGGGGUGACCCCAGGGGGAGCCCACGAAAGAUCAAGUCCCUCCCCAUCUCACAGACAAGGAAACCAAGGCCAGAGGGAGGAGAGGAUUGCUCAUGGUUCCAGAAUCAGUGGCAAGUUUCUCAGGACUCUUAGGUUUAUUUUUAACAUGAGAUAUAAAAACAGUUUCAAAUAUCUUCUUAAGGGAGAAGUAAAAAGUUAUUUAAACAAUG
Messenger RNA from Cebus imitator (Panamanian white-faced capuchin), 2201 nucleotides. It is a transcript of the gene CD300A, whose product is annotated as CD300a molecule. Gene Ontology annotation, molecular function: transmembrane signaling receptor activity. The record is from RefSeq and is a predicted model, not a curated record. The transcript is spliced from 8 exons. NCBI's taxonomy places the organism in Eukaryota, Metazoa, Chordata, Mammalia, Primates, Cebidae. Gene Ontology annotation, cellular component: plasma membrane. The coding region runs from base 639 to 1556 and encodes 305 amino acids.